GUAGAGAAGAUGUCUCUAGUGCAUGGUCUGAAGUAGAUUUUGUCUACAUGCCAGUGAACAAUGGAAACCACUGGGUGUUAGUGGUUCUUGAUUUACAAAGCAGGAUGAUGAGGGUUUAUAACUCUAAAUGCAGAAGAGGAGAGUCCCUGAGAGAUAUUGGCAAAUUUCUACAAGGCUUGACAAGUCUACUGCCAAAAAUCUUGGACAAGUAUGGUGUGUAUGAUGGAAUUGGUGGUGGAGAUAUGGGUGAAAAACAAUUUCAGAUUGAAGGUGUAGAAAAUUGUCCCCAACAGAAUGACAGUGGAAACUGUGGAAUGUUCUUGUUAAAGUUUGCGGAAUUCUUGAUGAUGGGAAGGGACAUCAACGAAAUCAAACCUGAAGACAUGCCUAUGUACAGGAAGAAAAUGGCAAUGGAGUUAAUGAUGUACAAUGAAAGAAGGACCAAGGAUUCAGUGAAAUAAGCAACAAGAUGCACUUGCUUAUAUGUAAUACUGUGGGAUAAUUGACUUAGUAAUCACAAUAUGGCCGUUUGAAACACUUUCUUUUUAAUGUUUAGCAC
This is a messenger RNA of Cuscuta epithymum, 559 nucleotides long. The record is from the annotation of a GenBank genome assembly. Lineage: Eukaryota; Viridiplantae; Streptophyta; Magnoliopsida; Solanales; Convolvulaceae.